UAUAGUCUGUAGCUAUCACCUAGAGUAGUAAUGUCUCUUCGAGGUCUCUCCCUUUAAGUUUAAUGCAGUCCCGCGCUUAUCUAUAUUAGGCAUCCAUCAUAUUCACCCAAUCAACCUUCGGACGUCCAUCCACGUAUAGCUGUGCCGCCAUGGAAUGACCCCGACUGCCUCGUCGCCCCCUCCGCUAACUUCACUUCCGACACCAUUCAAGGCUACUCUCACAAACAUGAAGAAAGCGUUCGAGUACUUCCUUUCCACACCCUCACAGCCUCCCGCAGGAAGUGCCCGACUAACCUCCACCCCCCGCGAAGUCUACCUCUGUGGCCCCAACGUCGUCUACAACGCCAGCAAAGACACCACGCGCCGCAUCAGCUUCGAGACGCCGACCAUCAUGAUAUACGGCUACCCGUCCCGCGGCGGCGUCAUCAUCCUCGAGGACGCUUCUCCCACGGACCUGGAAUUUCUGGCUCUGGACCGCAUGGAUCCGCCCAUGUUCAGGCAUGAAGAUGCUGAGGACGAGGACUUGUUUUGUCAGAGGUUGCUUUUGCUGGGGCCCAAGUGGUGGGAUUCACUGGCAAGGUACUGGCUGUUGAACGGUGAAGAGGUGGAUAGGGGUGAGUUGGAUGAGAGUGAUGAACCGGUGCCGACGGGGCGAGAACGGUGCUGGAUUAGUGUUGCGUGGCCUAGUGCCGGAGGGUUCGUGGUGUCCGAGUUCGACACGAAUAUGUGGGGGGUUGAGAUUGAGAAGGAGCUCGUUCCUGAGGAUGUGGCGAGGUUGCGGCUGUGCACGAGCAUGGAUGAGAAGGCGCGGAUACUGAAGGAGAGGUUUAGAGGGAAGGUGUGGGAGCAAGUGGAGGAUUAUCGGGGGAAUGCGUUUAUAGGGUGUUGGGGGUGGAAGGAGACUGGUGAAGUGGGAGAGUUUCAGAAGACAUGGGAGAAGAUUUGAAGGGCUGGGCUGGGAUAAAUGGUAGAAGGAUCCAAAGGGGGUUGGAGAAAGGAGAAAGCGUGCAUGAUUCCGAAUUGGCAAACAAGGUAUAUAAGGACUUUGUGAGGUGCAACCGUUGGCAUCUACUGGACUUUCCAAUAGACCACGAACAUCCACGGCAAGCACCAGAUCCUCUAGUGGACCGCCAACAUCUAUGGCUCUCGACUUAGAUGCUGAAUAAGUGCUGUAGGUUGUCUUAGUUUUUAUCCUGAUCGCAUGCUUUUGUACAGUUUUUCCUCUCCUUCCUCUCCUUCCUCUCCUUCUUCCUCUCCUUCUUCCUCUCCUUCUUCCUCUCCUUCUUCCUCUCCUUCUUCCUCUCCUUCUUCCUCUCCUUCUUCUCCUCCUGCUUUUCUUCUUAAAACUAGUAGGAGGUAUAUAGCGUAUACCGUACUAUUUCUAGACUAGGGAUUGCGGGGAGUGUGCACUAGAUAAAAAAAGGAAGG
Molecule: messenger RNA, 1428 nt
Organism: Westerdykella ornata
Lineage: Eukaryota; Fungi; Ascomycota; Dothideomycetes; Pleosporales; Sporormiaceae
Exons: 1
Coding region: 155-946 (263 amino acids)
Source: RefSeq, a predicted model, not a curated record